Molecule: messenger RNA, 648 nt
Organism: Maniola jurtina (meadow brown)
Lineage: Eukaryota; Metazoa; Arthropoda; Insecta; Lepidoptera; Nymphalidae
Gene: RpII18
Product: DNA-directed RNA polymerases I, II, and III subunit RPABC2
Exons: 2
Coding region: 160-561 (133 amino acids)
Biological process (GO): DNA-templated transcription
Cellular component (GO): RNA polymerase I complex; RNA polymerase II, core complex; RNA polymerase III complex
Molecular function (GO): DNA-directed RNA polymerase activity; DNA binding
Source: RefSeq, a predicted model, not a curated record
UGACAUGAGCCAAUGAAAUUCACGUUGUUGGGAUUGGAUGGAAAUUGGAAUGAUUGUUUGGAUUUAUUUUCGAAAUAAAUUGAAUUAUUUUUAUUAUAUGUACAAAUUAAUUCGAGUCAUAAUUGGUUAUUAAAGAAUCUGAGUUCGGUUACCUAAAUAAUGGCUGAUGAAGAAUACGACGGAGAGGACGGUGGGGCAGAUUACGACGACAUUGUUGAGGAAGACAAUAACAUCGAAGAAGCUGAAGAACAAGAGGAAGAACCGGGUUACAACGUGCAGUGUCUGGCACCUGGUCAGGCUGGAGGCGGAGUGGAGAAGUCGAAGCGAAUUACAACUCGAUAUAUGACUAAAUAUGAAAGGGCUAGAGUUUUAGGUACGAGGGCAUUACAAAUAGCAAUGUGUGCACCAGUGAUGGUGGAAUUAGAAGGUGAAACCGAUCCUUUGCAAAUUGCCAUGAAGGAACUAAAACAAAGGAAGAUCCCUAUUAUUAUACGAAGAUACCUCCCAGAUCACUCAUAUGAAGACUGGAGCAUAGAUGAGUUAAUUAUAAUUGAUCAUUAGGAAUAAGAUAUUCAUAGCUUAUGUUUAAGGAAUUACAUGUAAGGAUUAAGAGUUGAUUUCAAUCUCUAAAUAAAUUUUAAAGAAUAA